AUGGCUCUCACUGCACUUCUCGUUGCUGUUGGUAUGAUGUACUUGUGGGAAAUACAAGGGUCCAGUGCUGUGACACCUGUGUUUGUGCAGAAUGGGAAGGAUUUACAUCUGGAUGUUAACAAACCUGUUGUUCUCAAUGGAAAAGAUGAAUUUAAAUGGACAGUCAAUGACACUUACAAUGUAGUGAGAUUACGUUUUGGUGAAGAACCUAUAAAAAAUCAGGAAGAUAGUUAUAAAGGAAGGGUUGAGUUUUCUGUACAAAGUCACUCUUUGCUUUUGAAGGAUGUGCAACACAGCGACAGUGGAUAUUACACUGCACUCAUAACUCGAGACAAAAACCAACUUCUAACUAAAUACAAGGUCAUAAUUAAAGAUCCAGUGUCUCCAGUUCAGCUGUCAGUGAACUCUGUGUCUAACAGCAGAGAGUCCUGUAACCUCACUGUGACCUGCAGUACAGAGGACUCUCUCAUCAGCAGCACUUUUAGAUGUGACAACCAAACCUGCCAUCAGGAGAGAGGAGAGCAGUCAAAGGUCACAACCUCUGGUUCUUCUCUCCGUGUCUACCUGUUGAAUGACUCCAUCAUCUGUAACCAUAGCAACCAGGUCAGCUGGACCAGUAAUAUGAUGGAGAUUCGGCCUCUCUGCUCUCUAGCUGUUGGUGAGACUGCAAGAACAGCUGACUCACAAUAA
Scomber japonicus (chub mackerel) is the source of this 690-nucleotide messenger RNA. Its product is annotated as SLAM family member 5-like. The record is from RefSeq and is a predicted model, not a curated record. The coding region runs from base 1 to 690 and encodes 229 amino acids. NCBI's taxonomy places the organism in Eukaryota, Metazoa, Chordata, Actinopteri, Scombriformes, Scombridae. The transcript has 3 exons.